This is a messenger RNA of Ogataea philodendri, 1293 nucleotides long. RefSeq lists its product as uncharacterized. NCBI's taxonomy places the organism in Eukaryota, Fungi, Ascomycota, Pichiomycetes, Pichiales, Pichiaceae. The transcript has a single exon. Bases 1 to 1293 code for a protein of 430 amino acids. The record is from RefSeq and is a predicted model, not a curated record.
AUGAACCAAUCGCAUUAUACUCAGCCCGAGUAUUACGAACAAUGGCCCACUCCAAACGCGCCUCCGGCGAGUUCCGUUGAUAUUUACGACGACCACUCCUCGUCUAUCCAACGCGCAGGGCUCCGGCAGACACAUUUGUCUGCGCAGAUCCAACAACAGCAGAAGAAGAAGCACCGGCCCAAGACUAUGCUCUUUGCGCCGGACCCGAACGCGUCGCUGAUGCCUCCGGUGGGGCCGUACUACGACGCUUCAAGGGGCCACUCUGCUGGAAGCUUUGGCAGCGUGGGAAGCGCGUCGAACGGGCCCGGGCCGUACGCAUACCACGAGUACUACCAGCCACACACCCCGUAUGCUGGUUCGCAGCACUCGUUGCCGUAUUCCGGCUCCCAGGGCUCGCUGACCGGCGCGCCUGGCCAAAGACCCGUUCCGCAGUACGCCCGCAGCCAGAUGCUGGGCCCCGGUCUGCGCAAGGCGUCGCCGGCCACUCCUGGCGGCGGGACCGCCAACCACGCCGCAAGGCUCUCGAUCAACUCGGCUCUCUCGUUUGUCGGGUACUCUCCCAAAAGACCCACCGACUCCGGUACCCCGGACUCCACAGAUACACGGGACUUUGACAGCGAGUACAGAGACACCAUCGACGACGACUACCAAACCACCAUGGAGAUGUCCAAGCUGAGCGAAGAGGUGCGUUCGUUGCAGGUGCACAAGUCCAAAAGCGAGCAGCUGGAGCAGACGGUUGGUGUUUUGGAGUCCGAGAACGAGGCAUUGAGAAAACGCGUCCAGGAGCUGGAGGCCGAGAAUGCACAGACAGAAAAACUCCACCAUUCGCAUCAGGACUCGUACAAGUCUACGAUAGUGUCGAUGAUCAGUCUUCUUCCUGAUUACAUCAAAAAUAAGCACCAUUUCUUAGAGUUCACGAAAUCCGUCCAGUUGGACCAGCAGUUCGAACAACAGGUGUCUGAUGCUGCCGAAAGCUACACCGAGCGGCCCCCAAGCGAGGCCACCGAUGAAAAAGUGCUGGAAAUGUUUCGCCAGGAAGUGCGGUCGUUAAACGAGACGGUGAUCCAGAUGGAAAAACGCAAGCUCGAGACAGAAACCGUGUUGAAACAACAGAUCCAGGCCGGAAACAAGGCCAUCAAACGACUGGCGACCCGGUCGCUACUUCAUGGCGGCACAGGCCCGGCCGGACUGCGCAGAGAAUUGCGGUUCAUCGAUAUCGUAGAGCCUCAAUUGAACGUGGAAGAGCUCAAACAGAACUCUCUACAAGUGUCAAAAAUGGAGAAAGUGCAUUAA